Molecule: messenger RNA, 3326 nt
Organism: Xyrichtys novacula (pearly razorfish)
Lineage: Eukaryota; Metazoa; Chordata; Actinopteri; Labriformes; Labridae
Source: the annotation of a GenBank genome assembly
AUGGCUCUGAGUAAUAUAUUUCAUACUCUGGGCCGCCGCUUUUUUCACAGUAAUGUAAAACUAUUACAAACAUGUACACGGACACAACCGGUCAGACUCACACACAGUGUAAUAUGGCGUGAAACUGGACUGAAACACAGACUGUCACCGCAGAGACUCCAACGCUGCCUGGUAGGUCAACCUGCUUCACAUCAGCCGAAGGACCAAACUCCGUGUAGAAAUCCGAUUUAUUUUGUAAUUCACUUCGAGAAGAUUUACAACUGUGCAUUCUGUCUGAAAAAUGACUUAAACCUGUUAGAAUUACCCGUCACUCCUGUCUAAACAAACUACCGUGCUAUAGCUGUCAUUUCUGUAGAUUCAGUCCAUUAUAAGCUACAUCCUUACUCUCUCCUGAAGCACAUUUGCACAUAAGAAAACUACCGAAAUAUCACAUAAAACCUCUUACCGCUCGUUUUAAACACUGCCGAAUUAACAGUCUAACUUUAAAGUCUCGUAAAAAUUUCAAGCGAAACUCUGAGAAACAAAACAACCCUUUUAUAUUGCAGCGACACCUAAAACUGGUUAUAUUGUAAUGGGGUUUUGCUUAAUGCCAGGCUGCGUUUUAGUGUCAUCCUCAAUAGCUACCUGUAAUUGAGAAAGACACUAGAUAAUUUAGAGGAAAUCUCUCAUGCUGACAACCCCUUCAUGUAUUUCCAACUUUAAUUUACAAAUAUUGAAAUGUAUUAAUAUUUUGAUACUCUAUUUGGAAAUUAAAAUAACACUGAAAAACUUGGUAGCAUAUUUUUUUAAACUAGCAAGGAUGCUGUACAAUGAAUGAAACAGAAGUGAUUUGCAAAUCAUGUACAUACUGAAUUUCAUUAAAUCAAAUGGGAAGAUAUUGUUUUGAUGUCAGCAAUAUGUUUCUAAAAAGUCAUUACAGGGUGGUGUUUCCCUCAUGGUGUGUUAUCAGCUCUUCUUCUCAGCUCCAGAGAAGUCUCUUGAGUUUCUGGAUCAUGUUUAUAUCUGAAGAUAUUUCUUUUAACUCUAUCUCUUUUCUUGGUUUUACAUACCACAGGUGAGUUUGAGUCAUUGGCAAACCUGCAGAACAAGCCAUUGUCUGUAUCUCCACUCCUCCAGAGCCUUAUCCUCACUACCACCUCCACCAUCGUCACGAAACAAGCAGAAGAAAACUGGGGUAGGUGGCAAAAAGUUGAGAGGUAUUAAAUGAACAACACCUGAACCAGAUCAUAAAAGUGAUUUUGUUUUAAUAUUUGAAGAUGUUGUGUCUAUGCUUGUUUAACCACCCGUUAGAAAUAACAAAUGUUAACAAGAAUCUUUCUUCACUGCAAACAUCGAUUUUAACAGUUAAUAAAUGUUUUUGAUGGAUUUUGUUUGUGUUUUUUUUUCUCUGUAAAGCCUGUGACGUGGCAAUCUUUGGCCAUAACUUUUGCUAUGGGAGGCUCUCUGCUCUUAGGGAUGAAAUAUUUCAAGAAAGAAAAAGAAGAAAGUGAGUAUUUUAUUUUUAAAUCAGUUAAAUAAUCUCCAACAGAAGAGGUUAACCUCAGUGAAUAAAUGUAAAUCAACUGUGAAUCAAGACUCUCUACCUGUUUGACUCCACAGAGAUUGAAAAAGAGAGAACCAAAUCGAUCGGCAGACCAGCACUCGGUGGCCCGUUCUCGCUCGUGGAUCACAACAACAAACCAACUAAGAGCGAGGACUUCCUGGGUCAGUGGGUUCUCAUCUACUUCGGCUUCACCCACUGCCCUGACAUCUGCCCCGAUGAGUUGGAGAAGAUGAUUGAAGUGGUAGAUGAAAUAGGUAUAUUCAAAUAGACAUACAAAAAACUAUUUCCAGUUUAUAGAAAAAGUCAGUGUCAUGUGUUCUCAUCUCAUUAUUUUACUUUGUCUGCACAUGUUUGGUAGAUAAAAUAAAACCUCUUCCAAACCUGACGCCGCUCCUCAUCACCAUUGACCCUGACAGAGACACUCCGGAGGCCAUGGCGGUGUAUGUUAAAGGUAACAUUUAAAACAUGACCUGAUUAUGUUUGCAUGGACAUUUUCAGUUUCAUUUUUAGCUGACUAAAGAGAGUUUAGAUUCAAUAACGUACCCAGCCUUAAAAAAAUAAGGAGAAUUUUUGCACUUUUUCCACAUGUGAAAAUGCUCUAAGCUAUGCAUAAUGUUCUUUACUUUUUAAAGGUACAGUGUGUAGCAUUUAUUUGUUAGAACAGACUUUGUAGAACCGUAUUACAAUAUUCAUAAUUAUGCUUUAAUUCGUGUAUAAUUACCUGAAUAAAGCAAACUUUUUAUUGUUAACUUAAAAUUAGUGUUUCAUAUCCCCCUCCAUGGAGGACACAAUCUUGCACUCCCACCCACGUUUCUACAGCACCACAGCGUAGACAAACUUAAAACAUAUGUCAUUUUGUAUUUAGUAUAAGGCCGUGCAAAAUGUACUAGUUAGAAGAAUUAUAGAGUUGAUUUGUGCAAAAGAAUACGUAAUGAUAGCACUCAGUUUUAAAACAGUGUCCUUAGUUUUAGUCACAUUUUUAUCAUUUUUGCCGUUCUCCCGUUUUAGUCAAUAAAAAGUCAAAACCUGUUUUUCGUCAUUACGUUUAGUAAAAAUGUUUCCCUUAUUGAUUCAAUUCGCCAAUUAGCAUUAAGGGUUAAAUCUGUAAAGAAACAUCUCUAAACUCUGUUGGGUGUGUAAUACUUACUUUUACUUUUGUUGGAUAAUUUAGCCAAACAAUGAUGUUCAUGAGGAAUUUGUCCCUGCUGUAUAUAAGACAUAGAAGAAUUUAGUGAAUAGAGAACAAGAAAUACAAACAUUCCUCCCAAAAUACUGGAAAAUAUUAAAUUAAAUGCAAAGCAAAGAUAAAUUAAUAGUCUUUUGUUUUGAUCAGAGUUUUCACCAAAGCUGAUUGGUCUGACGGGAACUUCAGCUCAGGUGGAGCAGGUCUCCAGAGCCUACAGAGUCUACUACAGCCAGGGACCAAAGGACGAGGACAAUGACUACAUUGUGAGUUACAACCUUUGACACUUUCUAAAAACACAGAGACAUUAAACAGGUUUGACCCUGAAAUUUGAUCCUGUGUCUAUCGGUCAUUUUGGAGCCAGAAGUGACCCUAUUUGGACUGGUGGGUGGAGCUUGUAAUAUGACUUUUUUUAUGGUCUAACAGGUUAAAAAUGUCUCUGUCUUCUCCUUUUAUCAUCUGCAGGUGGAUCACACCAUCAUCAUGUACCUGGUGGGACCUGAUGGAGAGUUUCUGGAGUAUUUUGGACAAAACAAAAAAAGUGUGGAGAUCACCAACGCUAUAGCGGCACACAUGAGGAAGUACAAGGCAGCUAAGUGA